This is a messenger RNA of Teleopsis dalmanni, 1147 nucleotides long. Its product is annotated as 4-nitrophenylphosphatase-like. Lineage: Eukaryota; Metazoa; Arthropoda; Insecta; Diptera; Diopsidae. Gene Ontology annotation, cellular component: cytoplasm. Bases 86 to 1147 code for a protein of 353 amino acids. Gene Ontology annotation, molecular function: phosphatase activity. The transcript is spliced from 5 exons. The record is from RefSeq and is a predicted model, not a curated record.
UUCAAAGAAAGCAAAGAAUUCAAAGAAUUGACAUCGCCUGUUGCAGUACGGACAACGUCAGGUGCAGACAUCAGAGAUACAUAAAAUGCAUACAAAAACUUCUCGGCAUAUUUUGGAACUCUCAGUCCAAGAACAGAAAGAUUUCAUAAAUUCCUUUGAUUUCGUUUUAAGUGACUGCGAUGGUGUAGUGUGGCUAAUAUUGAGCCCCUUGCCCAAUACUGGGAGAACUAUAAAUCUUUUAAAAUCCGAGGGGAAAAAAUGCAUUUUCGUUACAAAUAAUUCUUUCAAUAACGACGAACAAUUUUUGGAAAAAUUUGCGUCAGUCGGCACUAAUUUAGUAAAAAGUGAAGACGUCAUAAAUCCCAAUAAGGCUAUCGCAAUGUACUUGAAGAAAUAUAAACCAGGGGAACGCGUGUUUUCGGUAAACAAUCACGUGGCGAAUGAGGUCUUUCGAAAUAAUGGUAUCGAUAUUGAAACAUUGGACAUAACAGAUAAUCUAGACCCUGCAUCACUAGCUCGCCUCAUAAGACCCGAUCACCAAGUAGGAGCUGUUGUGAUUGAUAUAAACUUCAAUCUUAAUUAUGCUGAGCUUGCCAAAGCUUAUCAGUAUUUAUUAGACAAGGAUUGCGAACUCAUAAUGGGUGGAUCUGAUACACAUAUGCCAAUGUCAGCCGAUAUGGUUACUCUGGGGUUCGUGGAUUUCGCCAAAUAUCUUAGUAAAUAUUCACAUAAGCAACCAAUUGCGUUGGGUAAACCGUCACCACGUUUUGGUGAUAUUAUCAAAGAAAUGUAUAACAUUACUACGCCAAAACGUUGCCUUUUCAUUGGUGAUUCUUUGAGUAGUGAUAUAGCAUUUGGUACGGUCUGUGGGUUUCAAACCCUACUUGUAUUGACUGGCACAAGCACGAAAGAAGAGAUGCUGGUUGCUGAAGAGAAUCUACGCCCAGAUUAUUAUGCUGAUAGUUUAGCGGAUUUUAUAGAAUUAUUUCAAAAUAUAAAAUUGACGAAAGAACACACUACAUUGCAAGACGGUGUAUACAUACAUAUAUAUCCUGACAAUCUUAAUGAGGACAUAAAUCUUAAAAUUAAAGAUAAUAAUCAUAAUCCAUUCUUCUUUCACGUGUCUUGGUGUAAUAAUGACUUUUAG